AUGGAAUGGUGCUGUGCCCCGUGCCAGAAGGCCCCGCUCACCAUGGUGCUGAGUGCCUUCCUGGCGCGAGGGAGAGACGUGUGCAGGCGGAAUGGGCUGCUCAUCUUAUCUGUGCUGUCUGUCAUCGUGGGCUGCCUCCUUGGCUUCUUUCUGAGGACCCAACGCCUCUCCCCACAGGAAAUUAGUUACUUCCAGUUCCCUGGAGAGCUCUUGAUGAGGAUGUUGAAGAUGCUGAUCCUACCACUGGUGGUCUCCAGCUUGAUGUCUGGCCUUGCCUCCUUGGAUGCCAAGACCUCUAGCCGCCUGGGCAUCCUCACCGUGGCAUACUACCUAUGGACCACCUUCUUGGCCGUUAUCGUGGGCAUCAUCAUGGUCUCCAUCAUCCACCCAGGUGGUGCAGCCCAGAAGGAGAUAACAGAGCAGAGUGGGAAGCCUGUCAUGAGCUCGGCGGACGCCCUGCUGGACCUCAUCCGGAACAUGUUCCCAGCCAACCUGGUGGAAGCCACAUUCAAACAGUACCGCACCAAGAGCACUCCAGUUAUCAAGUCCCCCAAGGUGACCCCAGAGGAAGCCUCUCCUCGGAGGAUCCUCAUCUAUGGAGUCCAGGAAGAGAAUGGCUCUCGUGUGCAGAACUUCGCCCUGGACCUGACCCCGGCACCUGAGGUGGUUUACAAGUCAGAGCCAGGCACCAGCGAUGGCAUGAAUGUGCUGGGCAUCGUCAUCUUCUCUGCCACCAUGGGCAUCAUGCUGGGCCGCAUGGGUGACAGCGGGGCUCCACUGGUCAGCUUCUGCCAGUGCCUCAAUGAGUCUGUCAUGAAGAUUGUGGCUUUGGCUGUGUGGUACUUCCCCUUUGGCAUUGUGUUCCUCAUCGCUGGCAAGAUCCUGGAGAUGGAUGACCCCAAGGCUGUUAGGAAGAAGCUGGGUUUCUACGCCAUCACUGUGGUGUGCGGGCUCGUGGUCCACGGCCUCUUCAUCCUGCCCCUGCUCUACUUCCUCAUCACCAGGAAGAACCCCAUCGUCUUCAUCCGCGGUGUCCUCCAGGCCCUGCUCAUCGCACUGGCCACCUCCUCCAGCUCAGCCACACUGCCCAUCACCUUCAAGUGCCUGCUGGAGAACAACCACAUCGACCGGCGCAUUGCCCGCUUUGUGCUGCCUGUAGGCGCCACCAUCAACAUGGACGGCACUGCGCUCUACGAGGCCGUGGCUGCCAUCUUCAUUGCCCAGGUCAACAACUACGAGCUGGACUUUGGCCAAAUCAUCACCAUCAGUAUCACAGCCACUGCAGCCAGCAUCGGGGCAGCUGGAAUCCCCCAGGCUGGGCUUGUCACCAUGGUCAUCGUGCUUACCUCUGUGGGACUGCCCACCGACGACAUCAACCUCAUCAUCGCUGUGGACUGGGCUCUGGACCGAUUCCGCACCAUGAUUAACGUGCUGGGUGAUGCAUUGGCUGCAGGGAUCAUGGCCCACAUCUGCCGGAAGGACUUUGCUCGGGAUACAGGCACUACCGAGAAACUGCUACCCUGCGAGACCAAGCCCAUGAGCCUCCAGGAGAUUGUGGCAACCCAGCAGAACGGCUGUGUGAAGAGUGUGGCUGAGCCCUCCGAGCUGACCUUGGGUCCUGCCUGCCCCCACCAUGUCCCUGUACAGGUGGAGCAGGAUGAGGAGCCAGCCAUCACCAGUCUGGACCAUUGCACCAUUGAGAUCAGUGAGCUUGAGACUAAUGUCUGAGCAUGCAGGGGCUGCAGGGACCAGGCAAGACCCCUGGGGCCAGGAGCCAGGGGCAGGAUCUUAACUCACAGCUCACAGAGAACAUGCUCACACAUUCUUCCCCUUGCUGAGGGGCUGGAAUUGGCUCUAUGGGUGGAAAAUGGGGUCUUCAAAAGGGAAGGUGUAUACAGGAACCCCAGUCAGGGAGCAAUGGCCUGCAAAGCCCAAGCCCUAGCUGUGACCACUUCUGCCCUGAAAGAGCACCAGGCAGGGGUUAUUGUCCCCAUCUUCUGGAUGACAGGUUUGAGAGCUGAAAACACUUUCUCAAGAUCUAAAACAAGCAAUACUAGCGCCAAGAUACUAACUUAAGUCUUUCGGGGCUUGGCCACCACCUCUUGAAGGAGAGGGUGGCCCGCUUCCAAUAUAUGAAGACAAAAUAACAAUGUCCUGGUUUCUGCCCCAGCUGUGUCCAGGUCCAGGCCAGUCCCCUAUCCCACCCUAGAGCAUGUGGCCUCAGUUAAUCGGCUCUCCUCAAGGGCGGGCCCAUCACAGGACCAGACCCACCGCCUUCCACGGGCCACAGCCUGCCCUGUCUCUGCCCACAUGUCGCAAAAAGCUCAUCUGAUGUGGAGACAGAUGUCUUCAGCAGGGUUGGACGGCCUCGUGGACACAUCCAGGCCAGACUCCCAUGGGAUGGGUGGGCCAGGCCAGGCCUCCAGAAGGGAAGUGCUUGGGCCGAGGUGCCAGUGGCUCCCUUGGGUCAGAACUCCACAAAGGCCUAUGUGGGAAAGUGGAGUCAGAGUUCAUACCCUGUCUGUGUUUGUAAAUUCAGUGAUAACUAAAUAAAGAUGUUUGGUUUUUCAAGUCCUACAGCU
Ictidomys tridecemlineatus (thirteen-lined ground squirrel) is the source of this 2582-nucleotide messenger RNA. RefSeq names its product solute carrier family 1 member 7 (gene Slc1a7). The record is from RefSeq and is a predicted model, not a curated record. NCBI's taxonomy places the organism in Eukaryota, Metazoa, Chordata, Mammalia, Rodentia, Sciuridae. Gene Ontology annotation, molecular function: glutamate:sodium symporter activity; neutral L-amino acid transmembrane transporter activity; L-glutamate transmembrane transporter activity. Gene Ontology annotation, cellular component: plasma membrane. Gene Ontology annotation, biological process: L-glutamate transmembrane transport.